AUGUCCAAGACCGGCAGCAGCAGCAGCAGCUUUCCAACACGAGACGACGACAGCAUCAUGGCCAUCCAAAGAACAUCAACAAGCCGCAGCGGUAGUAGCUCUGUCUCCUCCAAAUCAAAAACAACAACCACCGCCAAACACUCCAAGGCUAGAGGAGGAGGCGGGAAACCCAGCGGCAAGUUCUUGGGCGGAAUUUUUCGCAAAGUAGCCGACUGGGCCUCAACCAGCGAGCCCUCCAUGCAAGCGCUCAGCCAAUACAAGCAGGAAGCCUUCCAGCGGGCAGGUGUAUCACCCAACGACUCCGAGGCUCACACGAAACUGCAUGCGCCCAUGGGCAAGAUCCCCGAGGACGCGAUAAGGCCGACCACGGGGCCGACGCCGGAGGAGGUACUGAUGCGGAAGAAGACGGAAAGGAAGAAGAGGCAAAUAGAGGAGGAACUACGGAGGGGGAGUAUAGGUAGUAGUGGAAGAGGAGGGUCAUCACCUGUCAGGUUGGGCUCAGUGUCGUCGUCUACUAUGUCUGGGGGUCUGGGGUUUGGAACCGGGACCGGGACUGCUUCGUCGACGGUUGGGUCGGGGUCGAGUAGGAAGGGAUCGGUUUUAGGAGGGAGUAGUGCUGUUCCGUGGGACACGAGUGGAUGGUGA
Neurospora hispaniola is the source of this 645-nucleotide messenger RNA. RefSeq lists its product as uncharacterized. The transcript has a single exon. NCBI's taxonomy places the organism in Eukaryota, Fungi, Ascomycota, Sordariomycetes, Sordariales, Sordariaceae. The record is from RefSeq and is a predicted model, not a curated record. Bases 1 to 645 code for a protein of 214 amino acids.